Molecule: messenger RNA, 4047 nt
Organism: Manis pentadactyla (Chinese pangolin)
Lineage: Eukaryota; Metazoa; Chordata; Mammalia; Pholidota; Manidae
Gene: PNPLA3
Product: patatin like phospholipase domain containing 3
Exons: 9
Coding region: 208-1527 (439 amino acids)
Biological process (GO): triglyceride catabolic process; lipid homeostasis
Cellular component (GO): lipid droplet; cytoplasm; membrane
Molecular function (GO): triacylglycerol lipase activity
Source: RefSeq, a predicted model, not a curated record
GUCCCGGCCCGGCUGUAGGUUCCGUCCUGCCCGCUGUCGUCCCGCCGCGAAGACCUGGGCCGCGGGUGGGAGGUCGGGCGAGAGCCUCGGCGGGUGCUGGGCGGAGCGGCGGCGCGCCCGGUCCCGGGGCCAGGAGCCCGGAGCCCGACGCCAGGCCCCGGGGCCCGGGGGAGCGGCGGCGCACCUGGAGCUCCGACCCGCGCCGCGAUGUGCGACCUCGAGCGCGGCCGGAGCCUGUCCUUCUCCGGCUGCGGCUUCCUGGCCAUCUACCACGUCGGGGUGACCAGCUGCCUGAGCGAGCGGGCCCCGCACCUCCUCCGCGACGCGCGCAUGUUCUUCGGCUCCUCGUCCGGGGCGGUGCACGGCGUGGUCUUCCUCGCCGGGAUUCCUGUGGAGAAGACUGUGCAGAUCUUCAUGGGCCUUGUGCAGAGCACCAGGAGACGGAACAUUGGCAUCUUUCACCCCUCCAUCAAUGUGGGCAAGCAGCUCCGAAAAGACCUCCACAGGCACCUCCCAGCUAACGUCCACCAGCUCAUCUCCGGCAAAAUGUGCAUCUCGCUCACCAGAGUGUCCGAUGGGCAAAACGUGCUGGUGUCUGAUUUUCAGUCCAAAGACGAAGUCGUGGACGCCUUGUUUUGUUCCUGCUUCCUCCCUUUCUACUGUGGCUUCAUCCCUCCUUCCUUCAGAGGCGUGCGAUACAUAGAUGGAGGAAUUAGUGACAAUAUACCCUUCACUGAUGCCAAGACAACCAUCACCGUGUCCCCCUUCUAUGGGGAGUGUGACAUCUGCCCUAAAGUUAAGACCAUGAACUUUCUUCACAUGGACUUGAACAAGCUCAGUUUAUACGUCUGCUCAGAGAAUGUCUACCUUUUGUGCCGAGCAAUGUUUCCUCCGGAUGUCAAGGUGCUUGCAGAACUGUGCUUCCAAGGGUAUUCAGAUACGCUCAAGUUCUUGGAAAAGAAUGGCAUCUGCAGUGUGCCCCGUCCGCGCCUGAGCGCAGCCUCAGAGGGCCUCACGCAGCCCCGGGAAUACAGCAGUGCAGAGUCUUCCCAGGGAGUGGCUGCCGGGGACACGCGGCCUGGGGCAGACGAGCUGCGGCCGGGCCACCUGCGUCUCGGCAUCCUGCCCUCCCACGAGAGCAUCCCGGAGGCCCCGAUGCCCAAGCUCAGGAUAGUACUGAAUGCAGCAAUUAAAAACCAAAGUGUGUACAUGAGCAAGAUUUGCAACUUCUUACCAGUUAAGGUGCUGUCCUAUAUGCUGCUGCCCUGUACGUUGCCCGUGGAGUCAGCCAUUGCUGUGGUCCAGAGCCUGGUGAUGUGGCUUCCAGACGCUCCUGAUGACAUCCGGUGGCUGCAGAGGAUGAUCUCCCAGAUCUGUUCCCGAUUGAUGAUGCAUCUGUUCCCCUCCAGAUCCCAAGUGCCAGCCAGCAGCCAGCGGCCUUUCCCGCACCAACCAGAACACCACGGCACUGUGGACCAGGGCGCCCACCCUGUGGACUGUGCAGUAGGGGCCAAGAGGAGGAUUUGAGGCCACCCAGCAAAUCCAUCUUCCAGUCCGGCGUGGUUUUCUCGGGCCGCAGAGCGCUGGGCUCAGGAGAGGCUCUGCCUUCCUGCUUUGCUACUGAAGGAGUUUCUGAGUCACUUAAAAGGAGGCAAGUCUGGGGCCUUCUUUCAGACAUCCUAGACCUUUCCGGUCUUUGCAUCCGCCUCUGCGCUGCCAUUUAAUGCCCCAGUAUCUGUAACAUCUGGAAUCCAGCCUCUUGCUUAAUUUGUAGUUUAUUGAAAUCAAAGGCAAUUUGUUUUUAUGAAAAGUUGGAAGCUACUUUCGGUAUACAUGGCAAUCCAGAGCUUGGGGACAUCUAAUGUUUAAGCACCCGAGCCAGUUAGCUCCGUUGGUUGGGAAAUGGCACCAGGAAGCCCAGCAUGGGGUCCGCUUCUACUCAGCCAUGCAGCCCUCUCUGCUGCCCCAGCGUGAGGUCUUAGGAUGGCCAGUGUAACUGGGGGCUAGUCUGCCCUUUGUGGUUCGAAGAGAGGAACAUGGUCCCAUCUCCCCAUAGGGUCAGUGUGGUGGGGAGGGGGUGCCAUCCUUUUCCAAGGACAGCACUGCCAGCCAGGGGAGUGUUAAAAUAUGGUAACUUACUCAUAUUUUGGAACACUUUUUGGACCUAAACAUUUAAUAGUUUUGUAUAAAAUGUAAGGGAAUCUUAUGAUCUGCUGAAUAUAUAUUAUGUGACUUAGUGAGAUGUUAAUAGAAUAAGUCUUUAAAAAAUCCAGUGUGUCAGAGAGUCACCCCAGACCCCAAACACAGCAAAACAGCUUCUGGUCUGCACUCCUCUGUUCUCUGCCUCCCCCCGCCCCCAUCAGCUGCACCCCCAUGGCCAUAAUGGAUGGAGACAAGCAAGAGACAGGGAUCUACCUUUCCCAGGUGUGGGCAUUUGGCAGGCAAUGUGGUCGGACUCAAGGUGAAAUGCAUGUUCGUUUUUCUUAUACAUUCGGUUCCAGUGUCACAAUAACAAGAUCAAAAUCCUAAAUGUUGCCACAGAAACCUGCAACUCUCACCUGCAUUGUUUAAGUUUCCCCAUUGAAGAACCAGCCAGUCAGACCGAGCACUUUCUCAUGAAGAUGUGUCCUUGGAGAGAACUGUGGUUCUGGGGCAAAGGCUUGUCUUGCCAAUGGGUUUCAGCCCCGGGCAAGUUCACUAUGGAUUCAGUGUGACCAAAGAAACGACAGUAGAACGUUUCUUUGUGGUGAUAGGGUUUAUUACCAGGCUUGUUCUCCCAGCGGGAGGUCGAGCACUUGCGUCUCUGCCUCCACGCAGAGCACUGGGCCGAGCUCUCUAGAUAGCGCAGGAAUAGCUUAUUGCCUAAAGGUGUGGAAGCGGUAGCCUAGCAACAGGCCAGUUACGUCAUUAGGUGGCUUAAGUUCAGUGAGGAUCCUGGCCAUAGGAACCCCAAUUUCCCUACACACUGCAGGAGCCCGUUCUCUUGGGCUGCAGUGAGAUUGUGAACCCCCAGAAGACAGGGACUUGUGAGCCUAGGAGGUGACGGCCCAGCACACACAACCCACACCCGGGCUCCCCACUGCGUCCACAGCUCCCUGCACGUGAGCAGCAAGGCUCCGGCCCUGGUCGUUCUCUCUCCCCAAGUGAGGUGGGGCAGGGGAGUGGUGGGCUCUCCUGGCCCCCGGGCCCCAGAACAAGGCACUGUCCUCUUGCUGAGCUGGCCUGUGGGUGGGGGAGGCUGCACCCGAGGCCUGGGCCCCUUGGCACACGCCCUCACGCCUUCCUCGAGCCCGACUCUCAGGCUCCUCUACCAGCCGCCUUCUGUCAGGACCACAGCAUGGCCCGUUAGCAGACAGAGCUACACUUUAGCCACAUUUUACAAUAACCAAUUUAUUUCCGUAUAGACAGUAAAAACACUAGUUCUGUGAUUGUUAUAAGAAAUAUGUUAAACAGCUGAUAGGAUUACUUGGGACUUAUUUUCAUACUACUUUUCUGAAAUUGCUCAACCUUCUUACAAUGUGCUUGCUUUAUAAUUUUUAAAAUUAUAAUUAAAAAAUGUGUACCAAGACAAGGAAGUGUGAUACUCUUAGAAAGGGCAAGGGCUCCUCUCCUGACUUGUGCCUUAAACGCCGCCUCCCUGCCCCUCACCAGUCCAGCACUGCUGGGGGUUCUUACCAGUGUAUGAAAACAUUCUUGAGUUACUGUCACCUUGUUAAACCACCCACCCUCCUCUUUAAGGUACUUAGGCUUUGGGAUACUCCACUCUCAGGAAUUAUCAGUGGGAGGCUCUUUAAUGCUAGGGAGCAACAGUCUUUUUUUGACAAAUACAGCAAAACGGUGCACAGCAUGAGCCCAGUCUGGUUAAAAUACCAAAUGUGUGUGUGGGUGUAUGUGUAGGAAACAGAGGGUGUAUACCAAAACAUUGCUAGUGGUUAUCAUUAUCCAUCAUUAUAUUUUAUUUGUAGUGCUUAUAUGAUUUUCAAAUUUCUCUGGUGAACAUGUGUUACUUUUGUCAGAAAAUAAUUCAUAAUAAAUGUGAUUCUGAGA